Molecule: messenger RNA, 756 nt
Organism: Puccinia graminis f. sp. tritici CRL 75-36-700-3
Lineage: Eukaryota; Fungi; Basidiomycota; Pucciniomycetes; Pucciniales; Pucciniaceae
Exons: 5
Coding region: 1-756 (251 amino acids)
Source: RefSeq, a predicted model, not a curated record
AUGGCGAAGGUCAAGUUUCUGCUUGAUCAAGGAAAAUCAAUUGAGAAGUUAAUGAAAGAAUCCAAACAAGUUUUGAAAACUAUCCAUGAAGAACAUGGUCACACCAGUGAAUACCUCAGGAAUCAAUGGAUACGGCAGAGGGAGUGCCAGCUUUCACAAAUGGCUGCUGAAUCACCCAAAGAGGUGGAAGACCAAUUUGAAGAAUUGGUAGAAUUGGAGGAUAAGCUCCGAGAAGCACAUGAAGAAAUGAACCAACUUCAAAGAAGGGGACGGAGGAAUCACCGCGGGGAUUGGAUGAGACAGGACCAUCAAGAACUACCUACCCCUUUGGCCCUUUUGGAGGAAGAAAUUGAAAAAAUCAUUGGAGAACUAGGAUCAGAUUCCAUUCAAAAUUUAACAGGAACCUCCAAUACACAGACCAAACACCUUAUCAAGAUGAAGAUCAGCAAGUCAAAACUUUACGAGGCUAAGGUUGGAGUGUGUGAAAUUCAAAAGAAGUGGGAUCAAAGGGGAUUAGGCACUCGUGUACAGGCUCGGAUCAAGAAGAUUAUGAAUUCCAAAACAAAGCUUCUUAGAAGCAAGUGGAAUUCUUAUGAUAAGAAGGCAACUGAUUACAAUACAAAGUUCAACCCAGAAAAUCUUGUACCUACUCCAACAUUUGAUACAGUCAAGGCUAUGGAUUUAACAGAUGCCUUCUGGAAUCUUGGAUCACUAACUCAUCCGCAAGAGGCCUGGGCAGUCGAUUCCAUUGAUUAA